UGCAGGAGACCGAGCAUGGCCUUGGAAGAGGACACCAUCGAGAUAGCGGCCCUGGGCCGCCCCUUCCAGCUGGGGACUUUGUACGACUGUCGCAAGGAUGCCCUCAUCCCAGGGGUCACCCUUUGGGACUGCAGCUCUCUUCAGAAAGACCAGACCAUCAGACCCCAGCCCAAGACAGCCUCUGGAAUCACGGCAUCUGACAGCCUAGACGACAAGGCCUCCGCCCUGGAUAUCUCAGGAGCCAUGAAGGCCAGUUUCCUGGGGGGGCUGAUUAAUGUGAGAGGGUCAGCCAAGUAUCUUCAUGACACCAAGAAGUCCAAGAAACAGGCCAGAGUCAUCGUUCUGUACAAAACCACCACCAGGUAUGAAGAGCUGACCAUGAGCCACCUGGGAAUCCAGAAUGUCUCUUACCCAGCCGUCUUCGAGCAUGGCACAGCCACCCACGUGGUCACCGCGAUCCUCUACGGAGCCCAGGCAUUUUUUGUCUUUGACCGAGAAGUCUCAUCGACGGAGACGGUGAAAGAUAUUCAAGGAAGUCUCCAGGUUACAAUCAAGAAGGAAAUAUCGAUCACAGGACAAGCAGAUAUGAAGCUAAAGGAGGAGGAGAAAGAGAACGCGCUCAAGUUCAAUUGCACGUUCCACGGGGACUUUUCUUUGGACAAAAAUCCGGUGACCUUCCAAGAUGCCAUGCAGGUUUACACAACGUUACCCAAAAUGUUAGGGAAAGAUGGAGAGAAGGCUGUGCCUAUGAGGGUUUGGCUCUACCCACUGAGCAAGCUGGACACCAGAGCAGCCAAGAUGGUCCGUGAGAUCAGCCUAACGUUGAUCUUUGAUGCUGAAAAGAUCUUGGACGAACUCAACGAAAUUGAGAUGCAAAGCAAUGAUCUAGCCAAGAAUCCCAUGGCUGAGACCUUCCCUGAGAUCAAGAGGAAGAUCCAACAGUUCAAGGAUCUGUUAAAGCAACACAGGCAGACUUUCCAGAAACAGCUGGCCAGAGUGUUGCCCUCCAUCCGGGGAGGAGGGCAGGAGGAAGGGACCCCGGUGGACAUUUUAGCAUCCGUCAACCGGUCUCCCUUCAACAGCCAAAGUCUCCGUGAAUUUCUCGAGACCAAGAAAAGGGAACUUAACCAUGUCAAAUCUUAUCGGGAAAUUCUCAAUGAAAUGCAAGUUAUCUCAUCUCAAAAUAAGCUGGAGGAAAUAGUUCUUGAUGCCCAGAAUGUAUACAUGGUCUCCUUUAUAUUCACUUCUUUACAUGAAGAGGAGCCAUUUCUCUUGAGGUUACAGGACUGGCUUCAAGAGCAAUUCUUGCAACAAUCAGAUAAGUCCACAAAGUCCCCUCCUGGGGUGAAGAAAGGCAAGGCCUGGUUUGAGGACAAGGAGAGGACCCACAAUGCUCGCCGAGCUGCUAAGUCCAUGAAAGACUUUUUCAGUAUCAAUCAAUCCAAUGAGAAGGUCCGCUUUGUGGUGGCCUCCCUCCCGGAUGUGGACAACCCAGGAGCCUCAAUAUACCUUUAUGAAGAUGGAGAUCUUGUCAGUAAGAACGUUGAGUUGCCCUCAAAACCUCUCCCUUUCCUCAUCACUGAACAGAGACACGACCGCAUUCAACUGAAGUUUCAACCAGCUGAAUAUGGAAAGGCUGCCAUCUCCAGCUAUCUGGUAGAGUACAAAGUUGCCGAUGAAGAAAAAUGGAAGUUGGUGAGGACAGAGGACACGAGGGAGAUGUUCCUGCUGAAAGAUCUGCCUCCAAACACCGAGUACCAGUUCCAGUACACUGCUUGUUGCAAGCUGGGCCUUAGUCAAUCCAGUGACUUGACCCCACCCAUCAAGACCCUUCCCACCAGCCCCCCUGAGAAAUUAAGAAUGGUCACUGCGGCAUCUUCUGUCAUCUUUGUGGCCUGGAUGAGCCCCAGCAUCGUUGCCUCCGGAGUUGUGGUCAAGGAGUACAAGGUGGAGUAUAGAACGGUGGAGGCUGGAGCUGGGAAGGACCAAUGGACUGAAAAAAAGACAGGGAGAAAAACAGGAUUUUAUCCCGUUGAAGGUCUGAAGCCCCAGACAGCCUACAGAAUAAGAGUGUUGGCCGUGUGUGAGAAUGGUGCUCUGGGUGUCCCCAGUGAGGAACUGGAGGUCUCCACAUCACUGGAGGAAGAAGAUGGAGGAAAGAUAGCCCACCGGUUCCUUCAGAAAGGCUACCUGGUGGAGGACAGGCAGCCAUUAGUCUUCACCCUUCCUCUGGAGAAGGUCCCCUCAGAUGCCUCCAAUUCCUGUCUCACAUACCAGCUUGGAAAAGAGAACCCAGAAGUGUCCAACAAAGUCAUCCUGGUGAUGGGGGCCACAGGAUGUGGGAAAACCACUCUGAUCAACGGGAUGAUCCAUUAUAUCCUGGGGGUCCAGUGGGAAGAUGAUUUUAGAUUCAAACUCAUUCAUGAAACCGCUCCACUUCUUGGAAGCAGGACAUCGGAAGUCACAACCUACGUGGUGAACUAUGAAAGAGGUUUGCAAUGUCCUUAUUCUCUCACCAUCAUUGACACGCCAGGGUUUGAAGGCAUGAGAGACGCAGAGCAAGACAAACGGGUGCCGGAGCAGCUCCUGGAGUUUUUCUCCACCCUGGGGAGCCUUGACCACGUGGAUGCCAUCUGCUUGGUGGCCCAGGCCUUCCUUCCCCAUUCAACUGACAUCCAGAAACAUAUCUUUGAUUCCAUGCUCUCCGUGUUGGGAAAAGACCUGAAGGAUAACGUCCAACUCCUGAUCACCUUUGCGGAUGUGGGGACCCCACCUGUCCUGGAGGCCCUCGCGGAGGCUAAAUUGCCACUUGCUCAGGAUGAGUCAGGGACCCCUCUUCACUUCAGAUUCAACCAUUCCUCUCUCUUUGGUCCACGAGAAUACAGAGGAAGCCGUCAUGCUGCGGCCGAAACGUCCUGGAAAAUGAGCACCGAGAGCAUGAAGGAUUUCUUCGAUUCGUUCAAGAGGCUGGAAACCAAAAGUUUAACCUUGACCCUGGAGGUCCUCAAGGAACAUCAGAAACGAGAAGUUGCUCUUAGACGACCAGCCCCUCCUAAGGUUGAACCAGUCCAGCCAAAUAGUUUCCAGAUUACUAUUCAUCCGGGGACUGAUGAGACAGCUUCGGUCUCCGGGUACCAGGUGGAAUAUCGGAUUGCAGAAGGGAACUGGAAAGGUCUCCGUAUAGAAAGUCCUCAGGAUCGAUUCACCCUUCCAGAGGACCAUCUCUAUCUUCGGUACCAAUUCCGAUAUGCUGCGGUGACUCCACAAGGGCUCAGUCCAUGGAGUGAGGAGACCACCUGCAUCUGUCCUCCGUUGAAGCCUGCAGAG
Molecule: messenger RNA, 3327 nt
Organism: Pseudonaja textilis
Lineage: Eukaryota; Metazoa; Chordata; Lepidosauria; Squamata; Elapidae
Source: RefSeq, a predicted model, not a curated record